AAGAAAAUAGUGUGAAGUGUAAAGGGAAGUCCACUCUCCUCUACAAACCCUCCUAGGGUUCUUUCGUCUCAAUUCUCGUCUCCCCUCUUAAGUCUUAACUCUUCUCAAUACCUCCCAAAAAUCAAUGGACAAAAAUAGGAACAGGAACAGGAAAAGACCUCAUCUUGAGCGCCAUCCUUCCUCUUCAACCCCGACUCCACCCCUUCCUUUCUCCACAAACCCACCUGUUCCCCACCAUUCUCCGCCUCAAACCCACCUCCUCCCCAAUAAGCGUUCACGGCCAGCCUUCGCCUCAUAUUCUGAUGCCCCAGACCUCCAUCCCAAAGUCAAGCUCUUUUGCGAAAUCAUCGCCACCACUCCCUCCGUCUCCGUCGAGAUGGCUCUCCAAGAUACCGGUCUCCGAGUCACCCAACAAGACGUCGAACAGGUCCUCAAGUUCUCAUAUGGGUUUCCGGGCCCCGCCGUCAAGUUUUUUCGCUGGUCCGGCCACCAGCUCAAUAACAAUCACAGCCCCUACGCUUGGAACCUCCUUGUGGACUUGUUGGGCAAGAAUUCCUUGUUCGACGCCAUGUGGGACGCCGUCAAGUCCAUGAGUAGAGAGCGUCGUUUGCUCUCUUUGGCCACUUUUGCUUCCGUCUUUAGCAGCUAUGUCAUCGCGGACCUUGUCCAAGAAGCAAUCUCGACGUUUGAGGUUGUGGACCACUACGGCGUUCCGCGCGAUGUAGUGGCGUUAAAUUCGCUUCUGAGUGCGAUUUGUAGAGAUGGGGAGACUGCGGAUGCGGUGGAGUUCUUGCGGUUUGCGAAAGAGAAGAUCAGGCCUGACGUGGAUACGUAUGCGAUUCUGUUGGAAGGGUGCGAGAAGGAAGGCAAUGUGGGUUCUGCUAGGCAGAUAUUUGCGGACAUGGUGUUUGAGGCGGGUUGGGACCCGGGCAAUGUGCCGGCUUACGACUCGUUCCUGAGCACUUUGAUCAAGGGCCCUGAUGGGGUUCACGAGGCGAUGAAGUUCUUCGAUAUGAUGAAAGCUAGGCGUUGUUAUCCGGGGCUGAAGUUCUUCAAGGCUGCACUCGACGAGUGUUCGAAGAAAGACGAUCCCCGUGGAGCCGCAUUGCUUUGGGACGCCAUGGUUGGUGAAAUUGGUUUUAGACCCGAUACCCAGAUGUAUAAUUCGCUUAUUGCUUUGUAUUGUCGGUGUAAGGGUACUGAUAUAGCGAAUAGGAUGUUGGAUGAGAUGGUUUACAAUGGGUCAUUUCCAGAUUCACAAACUUAUAAUGUUCUGUUUCAGUUCUUAAUGAAGGGCAGGAAGUUAAAGGAGGCUUCGAUGAUAUACAAUGAGAUGAUUAAAAAUGAGUGUGUUCCGGACCAUGCCAAUUGUAGUUCAGCAGUUAGGAUUUAUAUGGAUUCUGGGGAUUAUAAUAUGGCUAUAAAAGUAUGGAAAUGCAUGAUAGAGAAUUAUGAUAAUGACUUGGAGGACACUGGGAAUAUAUUGGUCGUAGGGCUACGCGAUAUUAAUAGGGCCCCGGAAGCAGUUAAGUAUGCAGAAGAUAUGAUUUGUAGAAGAAUCAAGGUGGACUCUUCCACAUUGUCAAAGCUGAAGCAGAGCCUUGCCAAAGCGGGAAAGCAACUUGUGUAUGAUGAACUCUUUAGAAAGUGGAAUUCCAUUAGUUAGUUAAUCUCCUAUAUACAUUUUGAUGUUUUUUGCCAAGUGUUACAUGGAAGUUCCAUGGACCUUGUGAGUCUGUGAUAUGGUUUUAUUGUUUGCCAUAUCAUUCCACCGGAGAAUGUGGUUUCAUUUCGCAUGGUUCGGACUUAUACCAGAAUUGUAAACUUGUGUUAGAAAAAUGAAAAGGAAUUCAACGACAUUGAAACAAGCUA
Molecule: messenger RNA, 1872 nt
Organism: Carya illinoinensis
Lineage: Eukaryota; Viridiplantae; Streptophyta; Magnoliopsida; Fagales; Juglandaceae
Product: pentatricopeptide repeat-containing protein At1g77360, mitochondrial-like
Exons: 1
Coding region: 125-1666 (513 amino acids)
Molecular function (GO): protein binding
Source: RefSeq, a predicted model, not a curated record